UAAAGGCCACAAAGAGCUACUCAAUGGUCACAAAUCUCUAAUAAUGACAUGUUACUCAUCUAUUCCUCUUCUUUUGCUUUUCCUUUGUAAAUUCUCUCUCAUUGAUUCACUAAAAAAUGGUUUCAGUGUGGAGCUCAUCCAUCGAGAUUCUCCAAAAUCACCACUACAUCGUCCUACAGAUACUUACUUCCUACGAGUUUCUAACGCAGUGCGUCGUUCCUUCAACCGUGCCAAUCGUUUUAAUAAAGGUUCCACCCGUAUAAAAAACCCUGAAUCAAGUGUGAGCCCAGAUGAUGUUGGUUAUAUCAUGAGCUAUUCAGUUGGCACCCCGCCAUUCCAACUUUAUGGUGUUGUUGAUACAGGUAGUGACUUUAUCUGGCUUCAGUGCCAACCUUGUCAGUUAUGUUACAACCAAACCACACCAAUUUUUGAUCCUUCAAAAUCCAAAACCUAUAGAAACGUUCCUUGCCCCUCUCCCACCUGUGAAUCUGUGGAAGUUUCUGGUUGUUCCCAGUCCAAUACUUGUUUAUAUGGGAUUCAAUAUAGUUCUGGAUCUGACGGAUCGAUAGGAGAUGUUAGUUUGGAGACAUUGACCUUGGAAUCCACAAGUGGCUUCCCUAUCUCAUUUCCUAAAACUGUGAUUGGUUGUGGACAUUACAAUAAUGGUUCGUUUCGUGGGAGGAUAUCUGGAAUAGUUGGCCUUGGAGCUGGACCUAUGUCACUCACAAGUCAAUUGGGUUCUUCGAUUAAAAAGAAAUUUUCCUACUGUUUGGUGCCUAUGGCUUCAUGGCCAGAUAUUAGUAACGCCUCAAGCAAACUCCAUUUUGGUGAUGCUGCUGUGGUUUCUGGACAUGGGACUGUCUCAACUCCCAUAAAAAUCAUUGAAAAUGUCUCUUACGCCUUGACUUUGGAAGCAUUUAGUGUGGGAAACAAGAGGCUAGAUUUUUUGGCCUCCUCAUUCAAGUCUAAUGCAAAACAUAUGGUAAUUGACUCUGGCUCAGAGUUGACAAUUUUGCCCAAUGAUAUGUAUAACAAGUUGGAAUUAGCAGUGGCAGAGGUGGUAAAAUUAAAGCGCGUUGAAGAUCCUACUAAAUAUUUGAGCCUCUGCUACGAAGGAGCAUUAGACCCAUCUCAUUUUCCUAUAAUCACCGCACAUUUUAAGGGUGCUGAUGUUCGGUUAAAUGUUCUCAACACUUUUUUUCAAGUCUCAGAUCAUGUUGUGUGCUUCACUUUUCGCUCAACUGAAGAUCCGAUGACUGGAAUCUUUGGGAGCUUGGCGCAACAGAACUUUUUAGUUGGCUUUGACCUGCAUAAGAAAAUUGUCUCUUUUAAGCCCACAGAUUGCACCAAGCAGUGAUUGAAUAGUUAUUUAAAUUGUUCAUCCUCAGUUACUGAUAGCGAAGCUUUACAUCUAUGUAUCCAAAAAUAUAUAUCAUGAAAUAAAUUUUCAUGUUUUUAA
Messenger RNA from Lotus japonicus, 1459 nucleotides. RefSeq names its product aspartic proteinase CDR1-like. NCBI's taxonomy places the organism in Eukaryota, Viridiplantae, Streptophyta, Magnoliopsida, Fabales, Fabaceae. The transcript has a single exon. The coding region runs from base 44 to 1357 and encodes 437 amino acids. The record is from RefSeq and is a predicted model, not a curated record. Gene Ontology annotation, cellular component: extracellular region.